AAUACCAAACUUUCCAUCGAAUAUCCGAUAUGGCGUAACUGGAGGCGAUGAUGGAAAGACCACGGUUGUGCAUUGUUCCGUUCGAAUUGAUUCUCAGUCCAUUCUACACCAUUCUACACCAUUUUCCAUUUGCUGGCGUAAAUCUGAUACAUACGACCAUAGGGUGUGGAAAAUAGGGCUUCCCGUCCGCUCAGCCGUACUCAAGCCACACGCCGGUGAGUUAGUAGUUGGGUGGGUGACCACCAGCGAAUCCUCACUGUUUUCGGGAAGCUCAGUAGCUUCUGCUCUUCAGCCUAUUCACCUGGAUUCCCUGAAUACCACUACACUACUAUUUUACACCUG
Penicillium mononematosum is the source of this 342-nucleotide messenger RNA. Lineage: Eukaryota; Fungi; Ascomycota; Eurotiomycetes; Eurotiales; Aspergillaceae. The record is from RefSeq and is a predicted model, not a curated record.